AUGGCCUCCCGCCUGACCCCCUUUCCCUGCCGCCCGACCGCCGCCAUCCGCCGCGUCCUCGCCAGCCGAUGCUCGCCCGCUCUCCCUCGUCGCCUGUACUCAUCCGAACCGCCUCGUCCCGACCCAAGUGGUGGUAGCUCUGGAGGCUCUGGCAACCGCAACCGGAUCAAGUUUUGGCCCUUUGUGGGAAUCAUUGCUUUGGGCUCCGCUGGCUACGUCGCCCUAGUUAACCGUCGAAAGGAAAUGCCUCCCGCAACAGAAACCCCCUCGCUUCCGGCCCCCUCCAAGCCCACGCCCGCCUUCUCGCCCGAUGACGUGACCGUCGUCUUCGUCCUCGGCGGGCCCGGCGCUGGCAAGGGCACCCAGUGCGCCCGCCUCGUCGCCCAGCACGGCUUCACCCACCUCUCGGCAGGCGACCUGCUGCGCGCCGAGCAGGAGCGCCCGGGCUCGCAGUUUGGCGACCUCAUCCGCAGCUACAUCAAGGACGGCCUCAUCGUCCCCAUGGAGGUGACGGUCCAGCUGCUCGAGAACGCAAUGACGGACGCCCUGCGCACCAAGCCCAAGGGCCGCUUCCUCAUCGACGGCUUCCCCCGCAAGAUGGACCAGGCCCACCGCUUCGAGGAGGCAGUCUGCCCCGCAAGGCUUGUCCUCUUCUAUGACUGCAACGAGCGCGUCAUGCAGGAGCGCCUGCUCGAGCGCGGCAAGACGAGCGGCCGCGCCGACGACAAUGCCGAGAGCAUCCGCAAGCGCUUCCGCACCUUUGUCGAGACCAGCAUGCCCGUCGUCGACUACUACGACAAGCAGGGCAAGGUGGUCAAGAUUGACGCCACCGCUACCCCGGACGCCGUCUUCGCCGAUACGCAGAAGCGCCUCACCGAAAAGCUUGGCUCCUCCUUCUGA
Molecule: messenger RNA, 900 nt
Organism: Hirsutella rhossiliensis
Lineage: Eukaryota; Fungi; Ascomycota; Sordariomycetes; Hypocreales; Ophiocordycipitaceae
Product: adenylate kinase domain-containing protein
Exons: 2
Coding region: 1-900 (299 amino acids)
Biological process (GO): 'de novo' pyrimidine nucleobase biosynthetic process; CDP biosynthetic process; UDP biosynthetic process
Cellular component (GO): nucleus; cytoplasm
Molecular function (GO): ATP binding; UMP kinase activity
Source: RefSeq, a predicted model, not a curated record